Messenger RNA from Salarias fasciatus (jewelled blenny), 2736 nucleotides. RefSeq names its product arrestin domain containing 2 (gene arrdc2). The record is from RefSeq and is a predicted model, not a curated record. Gene Ontology annotation, cellular component: plasma membrane; cytoplasm. Gene Ontology annotation, biological process: protein transport. The transcript has 7 exons. NCBI's taxonomy places the organism in Eukaryota, Metazoa, Chordata, Actinopteri, Blenniiformes, Blenniidae. The coding region runs from base 138 to 1367 and encodes 409 amino acids.
CCAUACUUUGAGCUUUAAACUGGUGAGGGAGACGUACCUGCCGCAUUGAGAUUCUUCUCCAUCACUUGUCUACGCACUACGAGAAUUAAGGAAACGCUUUGCCUUUGAGAGGACUCUGCCUAAAAACAAAACAGAAAAUGAUUUUCGACAAGUUGAAAAAGUUUGACAUCGUCUUCGACUCCCCGGAGCUGGACUGUCCUCCAGUGUUCAGCAGCGGGGACGUGGUGUCCGGGCGGGUGGUGCUGGAGCUGUGCGGGGAGAGUCGGGUGGACUCUCUCAAGCUUCACGCCGAGGGCUUCGCUAAAGUGCAUUGGACUGAGUCCCGGUCGGCAGGCUCCAGCACCGCGUACACCCAGAACUACAGCGACGAAGUGGAGUACCUGAACCGCAGAGAGGUGCUGCUGCAGGCAGAUAAUGGAGAAGUGACUGUCCUUCCAGCAGGCAGACAUGAAUUUCCCUUCAGCUUUCAGCUGCCAGAAGAGACGCUGGUCACCUCCUUCGAGGGAAAACAUGGCAGUAUCCGUUACUGGGUCAAAGUGAAGCUGCACAGACCUUGGGCCACUGUUAAGAAAAUCAAGAAGGAGUUUACAGUCAUUGAGCCCAUUGAUAUCAACACACCUGCUUUGUUGGCACCACAGGCUGGUACAAAAGAUAAGAUGGCACGAGCAUGGUACCGCAACUUUGGACAAGUGUCUCUAACUGCAAAGAUUGACCGCAAAGGCUACACACCCGGUGAGGUGAUACCAGUCUUUGCAGAGUUUGACAACUCUACGUCCAGGUCAAUUGUGCCCAAAGCAUUCAUAACUCAGACGCAGACAUUCAUUGCCCGUGGUACCAUGAAGCAGAAGCGCUCAGUUGUGGCCACACUGAAUGGCGACUAUGUUGGUGCCAGAUGUAGAGAGACCUGGCACGGUCGAGCCAUCAAAAUCCCACCUGUGGGUCCAUCCAUCCUGCAGUGCCGCAUCAUUAAAGUAGAGUACACCCUCAAGGUUUGUGUUGAUGUUCCUGGAACGUCCAAGCUCUGCCUUGAACUCCCUCUUGUCAUUGGCACCAUCCCUCUACAUCCGUUUGGCAGCCGUACCUCCAGCGUCAGCAGCCAGUACAGCGUCAACCUGGAGUGGCUUCGCAUGGCCAUCCCUGAGCAGCCGGAGCCUCCUCCAGAGUACAGCUCUGUGGUGACAGAGGAGGAGGCUGAACAGCGCAACAACGCUAUGGUCCCGCAGCCAGCUGAAGACCUGAGUGGGAUCAUGGAGCGACCCCUCAUGGCGUUUGUCCAGGAGUUUCGCUUCCGACCUCCACCAGUUUACAGCGAGAUUGACCCCAACCCUCAGCCUCUCAACAUCCGACCUCGCUGCAUGACGUAUUGAACCAUGAAGCCUGCCUGAGCGUCAAGCGGAUCAAUGAAAGAAAUGAAGAGAUUUGUCUUUUUCUGGAUAACAUCUCUCUGAUAAAUAGCACCUGGUUCCGGCCAGUGUUGUUGAGAUGGACUGGAGCACCACAGAGAGGCCGGAAGACGGAGCUCACAGGAACUGGAUGAUAGCGGAGGAGCUGCCAUUUAGAUUCUAGUUCAGAAAAGUGGACACUUUCCUGUACUGCAGAAACAGAGAGAGAGAAGCAACUUCUCUGCAUCAGUUCCUGUCCUCCUCAAGUGAUUUUUGGCUCCCACCAAAGCGAGCUGCAUAUACCUCCCAAUCAACAAUUCCCUGUCUGGAGAGAUUUUUGAAAUGUAAGGACUUUGUGACUUACUGCAAGGUGGGGGUUAGGAUCACUUGAUAUUUAUCAGGUAGAGAGUAGGAGUUGUACCUGGUAUUUAAAUGUUAAAAAAAACAAAUAUAUAUGCCCUUGACAAGCUGACAUGUUCAGAAGAACAUUGUCACCUUUGACUGGCAUAUAGAGAAAAGUGCAAUUAUUGUCUGCAGUUAUCAACUUUCCUUUGUCUGGCAACGGAGUAGAUUUUACCAGCCUACAUUGUUAUGCAAUUGUUAUAGCUCAACAGCAAUGUGCCUGUCAUGAUUUCUACUGUUACUUAAGCACAUACUGUAUCUAAAGUUGUCAUGGUGGAACAAAUGGGUCAAAUAAGUUUUUUAUGCAUGCAGGUAACAAUAAGUAAAAGGGAAAACAAGUAUGCCUUAACUAUCUGCAGUUGAAGAUUUCACGAGGGUUUAAAGUCUUCUCUCAGAGAGCUGCAUGGAGCUGAAUGUAUUCUGACAGCAAAAACGGAUUGUUUGUGUGGAUUAAUUCCAAGAGUGGUGUUGUGUUAUUUCAAGGCUCAAGGCACUGAAAUGUAAGACAGCUGAUUUUCACCAAAAUGACUAAGUAUGUUGCAGUGUGAUGAUGGAGCUACACAGGCCCCGUGGAUCAGCUCUCCCAGCUGAUUAAACAAAAGGAGGAGAUGACGAGAACCUUUUGAGCCGAAUGGACUGAUGCUUUCGAUAGGGGCCAGGUGCCUUGGUGCUGUGAGGUCAAGCCUUAAAGCUGAAGAUGCCACUGAAAUGUAGGGACAAAGAACAUUCCAAUAAAACUGACCUGAGGAUAAUUUUUUCUCCUCAACUUCCAAAAAAUCUUCAGGAGUAUCAAAGUCUUCAGGGUCAGAUGUGCAACGUUAGUGGCACGCACUGAGAAAAAAAGAAAAGAUAAAAAAAGAAUGUAUUUUUAUACAAAUGCAGUUGAUGAUUCACAAUCUUGCCAAAGUUUUGUAAAUGUCUUUUUCUAAUUAAAUAAAACAAAUGAAUGUUA